CCCUGCUCAACAGUGCAAUUGACAGUUCGACACACGAAUGUCAACCGAAAAUGGCAAAUGUUUUAAUACGGUUUAGUUAUUUAACAAAAAAUCAAAUCGGUGCAUUGGGUCCUAUUUCUUGCAGUCAUGUGCAGCAUUACUCAACACCACCCCCAGGCACUCCGCCUGCCCAAACCAAAACAAAGUUCGGCCCGCUUGCCGACCAAGAUCGCAUCUUCACAAAUUUGUACGGCACUCACGACUGGAGAUUGAAAGGUGCACUCAAACGUGGAGAUUGGUACAAAACAAAGGAAAUGAUAUGUAAAGGAGCCGACUGGAUUAUAAAUGAAAUUAAGGUGUCCGGUCUGCGAGGGAGAGGAGGCGCCGGUUUUCCGUCCGGUAUGAAGUGGUCAUUUAUGGUGAAGCCGGGUGAUGGACGUCCUAAAUAUUUAGUGAUUAAUGCGGACGAAGGUGAACCGGGAACAUGUAAAGAUCGCGAUAUUAUGAGGCACGAUCCGCAUAAACUAGUGGAAGGUUGUUUAUUGGCGGGCAGUGCUAUGGGUGCUAAGGCUGCUUACAUAUAUAUCAGAGGAGAGUUUUACAACGAAGCCUCUAAUAUGCAAGUAGCAAUUGCGGAAGCAUAUCAAGCUGGCCUGCUUGGAAAAAAUGCUUGUGGUUCUGGAUACGAUUUUGAUGUUUUUAUGCACCGAGGUGCCGGUGCUUACAUUUGUGGGGAGGAAACAGCCCUUAUCGAAUCACUCGAAGGUAAGCAAGGCAAACCUCGUCUGAAACCACCAUUUCCCGCAGAUGUGGGAGUAUUCGGCUGUCCCACGACUGUAACCAAUGUUGAAACAGUAGCUGUGGCACCUACAAUAUUAAGAAGGGGAGGAGCAUGGUUUGCGUCAUUUGGGCGUACCCGUAAUUCGGGUACGAAACUAUUCAACAUCUCGGGUCAUAUAGUGAAUCCCUGUACGGUCGAGGAGGAAAUGAGUAUACCUCUUCGAGAACUAAUCGAAAAACAUGCCGGUGGUGUUACUGGCGGAUGGGACAAUUUGCUAGCGAUAAUUCCUGGUGGUUCCUCAACACCGCUUAUCCCCAAAAGUGUUUGCGACGAUGCCAUAAUGGAUUUCGAUGGGCUCGUUGCAUGUCAAACAAGUUUGGGAACGGCAGCUAUCAUUGUCAUGAACAAACAGACAGAUAUUGUAAAGGCGAUUGCUAGGUUGAUUAUGUUUUAUAAGCACGAAUCAUGUGGGCAAUGCACACCGUGCCGUGAAGGAAUUAGUUGGAUGAAUAAAAUGAUGUACAGAUUUGUUGAUGGGAAUGCAAGACCAGAUGAAAUUGACAUGUUAUGGGAACUUAGUAAACAAAUAGAAGGACACACUAUAUGCGCCUUGGGCGAUGGAGCUGCGUGGCCAGUUCAAGGACUUAUAAGACAUUUUAGGCCCGAGCUAGAGAUGAGAAUGGAAAAAUUCCAUCAACAAAACCAACAAAAGAUGUCUAAUUAGGGAAUUGAACAAUGUUUUAUUACAGUUUGUGAAGAUUAAUAGUUCAAUAUACUAUGUAAAUUAAAAUGACGGAUUUUGUUAUGUAUUCGAUUAUAUUGUUUUUUAUUUAAUAGUUGCUUGUAGCAAUUCUAGUGAUCAGUUUUGUCUUUGUAAUAUUUAAGUAUGUUGUAAAUAAAACAUUUGAUCUUUGCUGGCUA
Messenger RNA from Photinus pyralis (common eastern firefly), 1681 nucleotides. RefSeq names its product NADH dehydrogenase [ubiquinone] flavoprotein 1, mitochondrial-like. NCBI's taxonomy places the organism in Eukaryota, Metazoa, Arthropoda, Insecta, Coleoptera, Lampyridae. The coding region runs from base 51 to 1484 and encodes 477 amino acids. The transcript has 7 exons. Gene Ontology annotation, biological process: mitochondrial electron transport, NADH to ubiquinone. The record is from RefSeq and is a predicted model, not a curated record. Gene Ontology annotation, molecular function: 4 iron, 4 sulfur cluster binding; NAD binding; NADH dehydrogenase (ubiquinone) activity.